AUGGACCGACGACGAGGUGCAGUCCGCCCGGCUUCAAGCGAAGAAGUGCAAUGCUGGUCGCAUGCAGCCAAAUCAUUAUCGGCGCUGUCAACGUUGUACGCCCACAACACACAGAACGACACAGUCGGACGGGUAAAUCGUCUGAGCUAUGUUUGGCCAGUCGAUGGUACCAUGCCACCCCAAGGGUUUGACGAAGUCAAGCGAAUUUAUCGCAAGCUCAAUUCUGGUCUGGAGGAAAUCCAGCGGUCAUCAGAUCAAGAAGUGAAGGCGAUUGAAGAGGCGAUUGAGCGCCUCGAUGUGCUUAUUGGGCUGCGGAAGGCGCCUGAGCCAGCCGACAAAAGAACAAAACGCCCUAAAAUCCCGUCUCCAUCUCUUCCGCCUGCCGUAGCGCCAAUAGCCCCGGCACCCACCGUCAGUGUCCCCACGCGAAUAUCCAUAACUGUGCCUGCUCGCGCCUCUGUUGGGCCACCUGCUGCUCCAGCACCCCCGACCCGGGUUCCAAAGGGAAAAAAAGAGGGUAUACUUGCUCAGCUACCCCUACUUCCGGGUCGCAAGGUGGCGUUUUACCCGCCACUGGGCAAGUUAAUAGGACCGAGCAGCGUAAAACCGCCAGCAUCCGACGCGCCAACCAUCGAUACCGGGGAAAAUAGUUGGAUCCUCGCCGUCGUGGUCCGAUGUCUAAGCGCAGACAAAACACGGCAAGCACAUUCCCUAUUCUCCAAACUCGCUGACUCAGCGCGUGUGAAGAUACGAGGUCCAGGACCCGGAGCCUCAAGAAAACGGCCAGCUCGGACUGUCAUACGACUGAUAUUUUCUCUCUCUCUCUCUCUCUCUCUCAGCUAUUAUCAUACAUCCCUCAAAGGCAUAAUACCCCUUCCUGACCCAAUGGCCGACGAGAAAUCCCCCACGCACAUCAACGCGUAUCAAGAAUUUGUGCAGGGGGCCGCCGUCAUGGCGCUGUACCCCGACACGAGCUGCUUCUAUCGCGCAGAGGUGGUUGCGACGCCAAAGCAGCUGGCGCGGACGAAUCCAACUGCCAAACACGUGUACAAGCUGAAAUUCGAGGACGAUGACAAUCAAGAGCACUCCGUGCCUGCGGAGUGGGUGGUCGAAUGGCCGAAUUUGAAGAGCGUCUGA
Mycena indigotica is the source of this 1137-nucleotide messenger RNA. RefSeq names its product SGF29 C-terminal domain-containing protein. Bases 1 to 1137 code for a protein of 378 amino acids. The transcript has 6 exons. Gene Ontology annotation, cellular component: SAGA complex. The record is from RefSeq and is a predicted model, not a curated record. Lineage: Eukaryota; Fungi; Basidiomycota; Agaricomycetes; Agaricales; Mycenaceae.